AGUUGUGGGUUCACUACGCGACCAUCUUCCUCCCGGCCUUAAGUAGGCACUUCGAUAUGGGGUUGAUAAAAAAUUUAAUGUGGUGGUGGAUUUUUCAAGUGACGUGUCUUUUUGCUGAUAGUGAAACUGCCAAUUACUAUGACGAUUCUGUAGUACUUGAAGUGGCCGAUGGAGCGCCUUCGCGGGAAGGAAGUGUAGCCAGUAGAAGUAUUUACUUGCCUUACUUUCAAUAUUUCCAAUCUGUUCUUCCUUUAUAUGCGCCAUAUUCUCCAGCAUUUAAAUACAGUUCCUAUAACUCAGAAUCUUGUCUAACGAGCACUAAAGACGAAGGUCGCUGUUUACCUUUUAAAACGUGUUACCCAAGAUGGAAUCCUCCCGACAUGCAGUAUUAUGAUAUGUGGAUAAACAAUAUGUUAGACAGGUGCACUUAUGUUGAUGUCGAUGGCCAACAGAGCUACGGAGUGUGUUGUACAAAUACGGCCGAAAAUCUUACAAGAAUUGUUACCCCUGACGAAAAGGCGACUAAUGAAGAUUACAGGAUACCAGGAUACCCCAGCUGGCCUCCACCAUUACCCACGCAUCCCCCAGAUCACACAAUUCCUCCAUUACCGACACAUCCCCCGUCUUUAGGUUUCCCCGGCUUUACCACGGAGAAGACGACCAGGUUCCCCAUUAACGGCAAACCAAGAAUAACUGACAUAUCGUGCGGGGCCAAGAGUGCGUUUACCGAUCAAGAGAGGAUCGUCGGAGGACAGAACGCUGAUAUUGGGGAAUGGCCAUGGAUUGCCGCCCUCUUCAACAAUGGAAGACAAUUUUGCGGUGGAUCCUUGAUUGACAACAGCCAUAUUUUAACCGCAGCCCAUUGCGUUGCCCAUAUGAGCUCUUGGGAUGUAGCAAGGUUGACGAUUAGAUUGGGAGAUUACAACAUAAGGACGAAUUCGGAAACGCGCCAUUUAGAAUUGAGGGCAAAAAGGGUGGUACGACAUAGAGGAUUCGACUCUCGAACUUUGUACAACGAUAUCGCCAUUAUUACGUUGGAUAAUCCCGUGCAAUUUAACAAAAAAAUAAGGCCCAUUUGUCUUCCGUCUAGUGGUGCCAAUUUCGCUGGUAGAGCGGCCACAGUUAUCGGAUGGGGUAGUUUGAGAGAAGGUGGUCCACAGCCUUCGAUUCUUCAGAAAGUUAACAUCCCCAUUUGGAGUAACGCGGACUGUAGGGCUAAGUACGGUCCUGCAGCUCCUGGAGGUAUCGUGGAUCAUAUGCUUUGCGCAGGAAAUGUCGCAAAGGAUUCUUGCAGCGGAGACAGUGGCGGACCUCUCAUGGUAUACAAUUCAGGAAGAUGGACGCAAGCAGGAAUCGUAUCUUGGGGUAUUGGUUGCGGCAAAGGAAAUUAUCCGGGAGUCUACACAAAAGUCGACAGAUUUUUACCUUGGAUUUAUAAAAAUAUGAAAAAUUGAAACUUUCAAUGUUAAUAGAAAAAAAAAAACGUCUACUUUUCGUAUAGUGUCAUAGAUUUGUAUAGAGUAAUUUAUUUUAUUUUAAGCUUUU
Messenger RNA from Agrilus planipennis (emerald ash borer), 1545 nucleotides. Its product is annotated as serine protease 33-like. The coding region runs from base 57 to 1454 and encodes 465 amino acids. Gene Ontology annotation, biological process: proteolysis. Lineage: Eukaryota; Metazoa; Arthropoda; Insecta; Coleoptera; Buprestidae. The transcript has 9 exons. Gene Ontology annotation, molecular function: serine-type endopeptidase activity. The record is from RefSeq and is a predicted model, not a curated record.